AAAUAAUAAUAUAUCAGUGGAAUGUUCAAUAGCAAGCUAUCUAUAAAAGCAAUAGAGAGAACUCAAUCCUUGCAUCAAGUCUGAAAAUUAAACUUCAUAUUUUUAUUUCUUUCUUUUCUUCACCCUCGUAGUUUCUUGAGUUAAUUUACUCCAAUAAUUAAUAACCAAUGGCAGAAGCAACCAAAAGGUAUGCGGUUGUGACAGGAGCAAACAAAGGAAUUGGAUUUGAGAUAUGCAAGCAAUUGGCUUCUAAAGGAACUAUAGUGAUUGUAACAGCAAGAGAUGAGUGUAGGGGUCUUCAAGCUCUUGAUAAACUCAAGCAAGAGCUUAAUCUUGCCAUGUCUUACAAUGACAAUGUGAUUUUCCAUCACCUUGAUUUGACUGACCCUAAUAGCAUAGCAUCUCUUGCAAAUUUCAUCAAAACUCACUUUGGAAAACUUGAUAUCUUGGUAAAUAAUGCAGGACUUCUAACCGAAAAUGAGGAAUUAACUGAAGCAUGUCUUAAAACAAACUACUAUGGACCCAAGGGAUUAACCAAAGCACUUAUUCCUCUUCUCCAGUUUUCCAAUUCACCAAGAAUUGUCAAUGUUUCCUCAACCAUGGGAAGGCUAGAGAUCAUUCCAAACGGAUGGCCUAAAGAAGUACUAAGCGAUGUUCAAAAUCUUACCGAAGAAAAGAUUGACAAUGUUGUGAAUGAAUUUUUCAAGGAUUUCAAAGAGGGUUCAUUAGAAACCAAAGGCUGGCCUCUUAUUGUGAGUGCAUAUUCUGUGUCUAAAGCUGCUCUAAGUGCCUACACAAGAAUUUUGGCCAAGAAGUAUCCAUCAAUAUGCAGCAAUGCUAUUUGUCCUGGCUAUGUCAAAACAGAUAUAAAUAGUAACACAGGUACUCUAACGCCAUACGAAGGUGCUGAACCGAUUGUGAGGUUGGCAUUGUUACCUGACGGUAGUCCUUCUGGCCUCUUUUUCUCAAGAUAUGAAGAUAAACCAUUUUGAUCAAGGACUAAUUGUUUCUAGAAAAUAAAAGCUCGAUCAUAGCGACAAAUCAUUUUCCUUUUGGCAUUGUUAUGUUUUUGUUGGUUCUGUUAUGGUUGCAUCUCAUUGUAAUUUUUUAUUAGCUUGAGGAACUUAGGCACAACUUGUGCUUGGGUUCUAAGUUUUCUGCAUUCAAUAAUAAUGUUUUUCUUAUAUAAAAAUAUAUUUAUGUUUUAGCCUAAUUUUCCAUGUAAGUCUAAACAAUAAUAUUAUUGCGCAUAGUUGGUAAGCA
This is a messenger RNA of Trifolium pratense (red clover), 1263 nucleotides long. RefSeq names its product (+)-neomenthol dehydrogenase-like. The coding region runs from base 168 to 992 and encodes 274 amino acids. Gene Ontology annotation, molecular function: oxidoreductase activity, acting on the CH-OH group of donors, NAD or NADP as acceptor. The record is from RefSeq and is a predicted model, not a curated record. Gene Ontology annotation, cellular component: membrane. The transcript is spliced from 4 exons. Lineage: Eukaryota; Viridiplantae; Streptophyta; Magnoliopsida; Fabales; Fabaceae.